This is a messenger RNA of Misgurnus anguillicaudatus (oriental weatherfish), 3933 nucleotides long. It is a transcript of the gene acsl4a, whose product is annotated as acyl-CoA synthetase long chain family member 4a. Gene Ontology annotation, cellular component: lipid droplet; endoplasmic reticulum; plasma membrane. The record is from RefSeq and is a predicted model, not a curated record. Gene Ontology annotation, biological process: long-chain fatty acid metabolic process; neuron differentiation; long-chain fatty-acyl-CoA metabolic process. NCBI's taxonomy places the organism in Eukaryota, Metazoa, Chordata, Actinopteri, Cypriniformes, Cobitidae. Gene Ontology annotation, molecular function: arachidonate-CoA ligase activity.
ACUCAUCUGAACCUGAACUGAACGCUCAUUGGCUGAAAAAGAUGGAGUCAGAUGACGCAUUAUUUCCGGGUGCAACAGCACACACUUAAGGUAACUGUCGGUCAUUUCGGAAACGGUUUGGCAGCGGGGAGCGUGAACAGGAUCCCGGCACAUGAGGUUGUGAUUUUGGAGUAAGUCUUCUCUUAGUAUCUUUCUAAACUUUGGCCCCACGACCUUCAGCCGGACAAACACACCUCCUUUAUCUAAGCCUUGGCCUGGUCCCUUCAUCGUCCAAUCUCCUUUUCAACAGACGCGAGUCUGAACAUGGACCUAAGCACCGUUCUGCUGUUUCCAGUACAUGCACUGGUAUGGCUGUACUCCCUUAUAAGUUUUCUGCCAUGGUAUUUCCUAACGGGAGCUCAAGAGAAGAAAGUCCAAGCAAAGAGACUCAAAUCCAAGUCUACCGCAGGCCAGACAGAUGGGCCCUAUCGAUCUGUGGAUCACUUCGAUUCUCUGGUAACAGUGGACUUCCCAGGAAAAGAUACGCUUGAUAAGCUUUUCGACUAUGCCGUGGAGCGUUUCGGUAAUGCAGACUGUUUGGGAACUCGAGAAGUUCUGAGUGAAGAAAAUGAGACCCAACCAAAUGGGAAAGUCUUCAAAAAGUUAAUUCUUGGUGAAUAUAAGUGGUUGUCCUACAAUGAGCUGGAUGUUGAGAUCACUCAUUUUGGGAGUGGACUGGCAGCAAUCGGGCAGCAACCAAAAAGCACCAUUGCUAUUUUCUGCGAGACACGAGCGGAGUGGAUGAUCACUGCUCAGACCUGCUUUAGACGCAAUUUCCCAUUGGUCACCUUUUAUGCUACUCUUGGAGAAGAUGCAGUAGCAUUUGGAUUGAACGAGUGUGGUGUCACACACCUUGUUACCAGUGCAGAACUGCUCGAAACUACACUAAAGGGCGUUCUUCCUCAAAUCCCCAAUCUGAGGCACAUCAUCUAUGUGGACAAGAAGCCUAUCAGCGCUACGGGAUAUCCACCAAACAUACAGAUCCACAGCAUGCACUCUGUGCAGCAGCUCGGUGCUAAACCAGAAAACUUGAGCAGAGAAAUAGUCAAGCCCGUUCCUUCAGACCUCGCUGUUAUAAUGUAUACCAGCGGCUCUACUGGCAGACCUAAAGGGGUGAUGAUCAUGCACAGUAACCUCAUCGCUGGGAUGGCAGGCCAGUGUGAGAGGAUACCUGGUUUGGGCCCGAAAGACACGUAUAUCGCUUAUCUUCCUCUGGCUCAUGUGCUAGAGAUGACUGCCGAGAUUUCAUGUGUGACUUAUGGCUGCAGGAUUGGCUAUUCCACUCCACAAACCCUGUCUGAUCAGUCAACCAAGAUUAAGAAGGGAAGUAAAGGUGACUGCUCUGUGCUGAGACCUUCCUUAAUGGCUGCCGUACCUGAAAUAAUGGACCGGAUCAAUAAAAACGUCAUGAGUAAAGUGCAGGAGAUGAGCUGUGUGCAGAGGACCCUGUUUAAACUGGCUUACGACUACAAGCUUGAACAGAUCAAGAAGGGUUAUGAUGCACCCCUUUGCAAUAUGCUAUUUAAGAAAGUGAGGGCUUUGCUGGGCGGCAAUGUGCGCAUGAUGCUCUCUGGAGGAGCUCCUCUGUCUCCUGCCACUCAGCGCUUCAUGAACAUCUGUUUCUGCUGUCCUGUUGGUCAGGGUUAUGGUCUUACUGAGACCUGUGGAGCAGGAACUAUUACUGAAGUUGCAGAUUAUAGCACUGGACGAGUAGGAGCUCCUCUGAUCUGCUGUGAGAUCAAACUUAAAGACUGGGCAGAAGGUGGCUACACAAAGCAUGACAAACCUCACCCACGUGGUGAGAUCCUCAUCGGUGGUCCUAAUGUGACCAUGGGAUACUACAGGAUUGAUGCUUCUAAAACUGAGGACUUUUAUGUGGAUCAGGCAGGGCAGCGAUGGUUCUGCACUGGUGAUAUAGGAGAGAUGCAUCCUGAUGGUUGUCUUCAGAUUGUUGAUCGCAAGAAGGACCUCGUAAAACUUCAGGCAGGCGAAUAUGUGUCUUUAGGAAAAGUGGAGUCGGCACUGAAGAACUGCCCUCUUAUUGACAACAUCUGCGCAUACGCUAACAGUGAUCAGAACUAUGUUAUCAGCUUUGUUGUUCCCAAUCAAAAGCAACUCACAGCUCUUGCCCAUCAGAAAGGCAUCGAGGGCACAUGGGAAGAGAUCUGCAAUCAUCCAGUUAUGGAGAGAGAAGUUUUAAGAGCAAUUAAAGAAGUUGCAAAUUCAAUUAAACUCCAGCGUUUUGAGAUACCAGUCAUGGUCCAUUUGAGUCCGGAACCUUGGACCCCUGAAACAGGCCUAGUGACGGAUGCAUUCAAAUUGAAGAGGAAGGAGCUGAAGAACCACUAUCUCACCGACAUUGAAAGAAUGUAUGGCCACAAGUAGGACCUCUAUCACAGCCAAAGACAUCUCCAUUAGGCCCUCACCCUGCAAAAUUGCUGUUGAUCAAUGUUUAAAAAAAAAAACUUUGAAACAGUUUCAACACUGCCAUUGCUUAGUGUAAUGCACACAAAUUUUUGAAGACUGAAAAAUGAACUUUUUUUAUUCCUGAUAAAUUAAGAGAAGUUAUGUGAUAUUUUCAUUUGGAGCACUGUAGUCUUUCUGCUGUGAAAUGGUUUACAAUGGAGUCAAUAUUCAGCUUGUCCAACAUAACCAAUUUCUCCUUUCGGUAUAACAAAGGAGUCACUUUACUUGUAAAAAGAUUGCAACCAUACAACAGAGAUAUACUGCCUUCACCUUGCGUUUUUUUUUUUUUUACUGUGUCUGAAAUGUAUUCUUGAUCUGCUCUGGACAUUUGUUUAGUUUAAUAGAUGUUUAAAGCAUAAAUUGCUAGCUGAAGUUAAGUCAUUGCAGUUUUGCCUAAUGUUAUGGGCAAGUAAUUUAUACUGUAUAGUGAUGUUUUGUGCCUUCUGAUUGGUCACUGUCUUCAGUAUUCUCUAUUGGUCAUAAGAAUUUCUGUGCUUCAUCCACUUAGUACACUAGGAGCUUGUGCUUUCAUAACGGUUACAAUUAUAUAACAUUUUGGUUUUCGUUGUCGGUAAGAUUAACUAGCCGUUUACUUGUUCAGAGUUUUUUUGUUUUACUAAUUUGCACAUUUGUUAAGUAGAAUGACUCGGGACAAACAAAGUGGUUUGUUGCUAUUACUGUAUACUGACAACUUAAAUGAAGGGAACACUUUGAAGGAUAUGUUUUAAGCCACAGGGGUAAAGGUUGCAUUUCAGCUGUAUCAUCUUUUUGUAUGGUUUUAAUUUUUUCAUGUUGACCAUGUCAUGGAAGUAUUUCCAAUUUCCAUUUGUUUUAAUGUCACAUGUUCUCAUAUUGGUUACAAAUUAAUGGUUUAAUUUACUAAUAACUCUUAAUAUGCCAUCUAUAUAUUUUUUCCAUUAAGUGGAAAUUUUUGGGAUUCAUAUGAAUUUUGCUCUCCACAAUCCUUACCAAUUAGCAUUGCACUCAUUGUAAUUUAUUUGGUCAGAAAUGUGCAUUUUACUCAUUUAACCCUUGUUUAAUUUAUUUCUGAAAAGGUAUGAUUGUAUAGAUACUGUAAUAUUUUGGUGUACCAAAUGUUUGACUGAAGAAAAAACUGUUCAUUGUAAGUUUAUUUAUAAUUAUUUUGUCAUUUGCACUAUUUUUUCAGGGAUUUUAGCAGUUGUUAAAUUAUUAGCCAUUAAGCCAACAAAUAGCAGUCACUUCAUCCCUUUUAAAUAUUAUUUUCCCACACAGCCCUCAGGGUUCAGUGUCCAUAAACAAGAUUAUACAGUGGUAAAGUGUUUGAAUUUUGGAAAUAUGUGAAUUUGCCUGUGGUGUGUUCUGAUGAAUAUUUAUUUGGAUUGUUUUUCAUUGUAGGUCACUGUAUUAAUAUAUGCUUAGAAAAGUAAAAUGGUUUUCUACUCCGUG